Messenger RNA from Nerophis ophidion (straightnose pipefish), 6979 nucleotides. Its product is annotated as immunoglobulin A1 protease autotransporter-like. Gene Ontology annotation, molecular function: GTP binding. Bases 77 to 3244 code for a protein of 1055 amino acids. The transcript is spliced from 8 exons. NCBI's taxonomy places the organism in Eukaryota, Metazoa, Chordata, Actinopteri, Syngnathiformes, Syngnathidae. The record is from RefSeq and is a predicted model, not a curated record.
GAACAUGCCCCGUGACCUUUAGCCAGACGAGUAUAUAUAUACUGGGGAGAGGAGUGGAAGGCCCCUGGCAGCCAAAAUGAGGUCUUGGGUGCGCUCGUGCUGCGUUCUGGUUCUGCUGGCUCUGUCUGCUGCAGGGUCUUCCAUCCAUGAUGAGGAGCCACUGGUACCUCUGCGGCUCCAGGAGGCCGAAAAAAACCUCUUCUCCUGUGGAUGCGGCACAACAGAGGAGCAUCCCAGCCAGAGCACCUCCAAUGACACCCCGGCCCCAGAGAGGCCCAUGUGUCAGCCCUGCAGCCCGUCACCUGCCACAUCUGAGGAGGAGCUCGAACCAGAUCAGACGGCAGAAAUCAAGGCUUCUGGCGUUGAAGUAACAGGAAACGUACAAGAAAAGAAAGAAGCUUCUCUCCAGGACAUAGUAGGAGAAGAGGAAAACCAAGAGGGGGAGUCGUCUUAUGAAUCCCAGGAGGAGAAGGUGGAGAAUGAAGUUGUUGCAUCAACUGCAGAAGAGUUAAUGGAUAAGGGCGAGAAAGGCGAAGCAGAGGACUUACCUCAAGUUGAAGCAGUUGGUACUGAUCUCGAAAAAGAAGAACUGAUACAGGAAUCGGAAAUCGAUUUAAAACAGGGGGAAGGAGUGGGAGAAAUUGUGCUGAAGGAUGCCAUGAUAGAGGAAAUCUUUGUAGAAGCUGGAUCAGAAGCAGAAGAGAUUCUUAAAAUGGUUGCAGAACCUGCAGAGCCAGAAGAGACCACAGGCUCUGAACCAGAAAUGAUAUCAGAACUUGAAGCAGGACAUGACACAGAUCCAGAAGUUAUGUCAGAUCUCGAAGCAGAACCAGCCAUCGUGUUUGAGCCUGAAGCAGAAGACGACACUGAACCAGAAAUCAUGUCAAAACCUGAAACAGAAGAUGACACUGAAUCUGAAAUUAUGUCAGAACCUGAAGCAGAAGAUGACACUGACCCAGAAAUCAUGUCAGAGCCUGAAGCAGAAGAUGACAUUGAACCAGAAAUCAUGUCAGAACCUGAAGCAGAAGAUGAAACUGAACCAGAAAUCAUGUCGGAACCUGAAGCAGAAGAUGACACUGAACCAGAAAUCAUGUCAGAACCUGAAGCAGAAGAUGAAACUGAACCAGAAAUCAUGUCAGAACCUAAAACAGAAGAUGAAACUGAGCAAGAACCGGAUGCAGAACCAGCCAUCAUGUCUGAACCUGAAGCAGAAGAUGACAGUGAACCAGAAAUCAUGUCAGAACCUGAAGCAGAAGAUGAGGCUGAGCAAAAAACAAAUGCAGAACCUGUGUCAGAAACUGAAGAAGACGAUAAUACUGAACCACAACCUGAAGCCUUCACGUCAGAACCUCAAGCGGAAGAUGUUGCUGAACCAGAAAUUAUAUCAGAAUCUGAAGCAGACAAUAGUCUUGAAGAAGAAUCUGAUGUAGAACCAGAAGUCACAUCAGAACUUGCAAAUGAGGAUAAUGCAAUCGAUCCAGAAGAGAAAUCAGGACCUGCAGCAGAUAAUGGUUUUCAUCCACAACCUGAAGCUGCAUCUCAUGCUGCAUCAGAAGCUACAUCAAACCCUGAAGUAGAACAUAACUCUGAACCAAAAGGGGUAACAGGUUCUGAAGAGGAAACACAGGAAGUUACAAAUAUUGUUGUUGAAGUAGACGUCCAACAACUUGAACUUGUUUCCGAGCCUGAAGCAGAGCCACAGGUUAUUCCGGAAGUCGAGACAGUUGGAGAAGUCACACCACAGUCCAUUGAGGAAGUAAAAUUGGAAGAUUUUGGAGAGGAAACCACAGCAGAGAAGGCUCCUCAGGUGGAGGACACUCCUGUGGAGGUCAAGAAACCUACACAGUCUAAGGACAAAGGAAAAGUAACUGAGGGUCCAGCACUGAGGGACCUCUCCCACAUUGAGGACACACUGCGACUGGCAGCUGCUGAACCCUCAGCUCAGUCGACAGCCGCAAUGAAGAAGCUACUGAACGUCUACCACACCGCCAUCAAACCAGUAGAGCAAACCUACAAGUACAACGAACUCAGGCAGCAUGAAGUCUCAGAUGGAGAAAUACACUCAAAGCCUAUGGUUCUGUUCCUUGGACCCUGGAGUGUUGGCAAGUCCUCUAUGAUCAACUACCUGCUCGGUCUUCAUGGCACGUCACAAGAACUCUAUACAGGUGCUGAACCCACUACAUCCGAGUACACCGUCAUUAUGCACGGAGAGAAGUUGCGCACAAUAGAGGGUGUUGUUAUGGCGGCCGACACCUCGCGUUCCUUCUCCCCUUUGGAAAAGUUUGGUCAAAGCUUCCUGGAACGAUUGGUGGGCUACGAGAUGCCGCACAAGCUGCUUGAGAGGGUCACCAUUGUUGAUACCCCCGGCAUCAUUGAAAACCGCAAACAGCAGGAGAGAGGAUACCCUUACAACGAGGUGUGCCAGUGGUUCAUUGACCGAGCUGAUCUCAUUUUCCUGGUGUUUGACCCCACCAAACUUGACGUUGGUGGGGAGCUUGAAAUGCUCUUCAGACUGAUGAAGGGACGCGAGUCCCAAAUCCGUAUAAUCCUCAACAAGGCUGACAGUCUCUCCACCCAGGACCUGAUGAGGGUCUACGGGGCCCUGUUCUGGAGCAUGGCGCCCCUCAUCAACGCCACGGAACCUCCUCGGGUGUAUGUGAGCUCUUUCUGGCCUCAGGACUAUGCAGUAGAUACCAGUCAGGACCUCUUUAUGAAAGAGGAGAUCUCUCUGCUAGAGGACCUCAACCAGGUGAUUGAGAACCAGAUCGAGAAUAAGAUUGCUUUCAUCCGGCAGCAUGGCAUCCGUGUGCGCAUCCAUGCCCUCCUUGUGGACCGUUAUCUGCAGACCUACUACGACAAGGUGGGCUGGUUUAACGACCCCCAUGAGGUGUUCCACGACAUCGUCACUGAUCCAGACAAGUACUACAUCUUCAAGUCCAUUCUGGCCAAGACUAACGUCAGCAAGUUUGACCUGCCUAGUAAGGAGGCCUAUCAGGAUUUCUUCGGCGUGAAUCCAAUCUCCAACUUCCAGCAGCUGUGCUACUACUGCAGCUGGCGUGGCGACUGCAUGCUGGAUCGCUUAGAGAAGGCCAUCUCGCAAGAGCUCCCCAAUCUACUUAUGAGUGUCAGCAAGGGCGUGCCCGCCCCAGCCAAGCCUGCCCCGACACCUCCAACCUCAACCUCCGCCGCCUGCGAGGGGCCCGAGUGUGAGGAGAAACCCAAAAAUCGUUGGAGGAAGCAGUGAGAUGGAUUAGAAAGGUGCAGGGUGAAAAACCACAGAAGCAGCAGUCUUGCAGGGGCUUUCCUGCAUAUUGGGAUUCUAGGAACUGAACAAGGACGGCAAAACAGAGAAUGGGACAGAACAUUUGCCAAGGUGUACCAUGCCUACCUGGGUACAAAAAAACAUAACAAAAAAUUAGGGCUGUCAAAUUUAACGCAUCAUGAGAUUAAUCACAACAAAUUAUCGCAGUUCGCAGAUUUAUUUUGACAAUGCGUCCUUCUUUACCUUAACCACGGAUGGUUACCUGAAAGGAGGCCUGGGUUGUUACACGAUCUAGGGCUGCAGCUAUCGAUUAUUUAAGUGUGAUGGGUCAAAUGCAGAGAAUAAUUUUGUCAUUCAUUGGUGCUGUAACUUUAACUUUAACUUAAUCAAGUAAUAUAUCGAUUAUUUUGUUCGGAUAAUCGAGUAAUAGGAAAAAACACACUUGAAAUCGUAUUUGGGGGAAAAAAUAGUUCAAAUAAACAUUUUUUUCCUGCUUCCCAUAAUAUUCACUAUUUUUUCUAAUAAAUGCACACCAGCAAUAUUGGAAUUGCACCUUUAACAUGUGUUCAUUAUUUGAAAAAAAAUAAAAUAAAAAGUUUGCCGCCCCACAAAUCGCAGAGUCUACUCACCACCGCUCUCAUGAACGCUCUGUUGCAGUGGCCAUGCAUAAAAUAUGGUUGCAUAUUUAAAAAAAAUGUUUGCAAUUAUUAUCAAUUAGACUCAAACGAUUAAUCAAAGCAAAAAAUAUAUAAAUCCAAGGUUUUUUCUAAUCAAUUUAAUCUUAUACGGUUAGUGAUGAGGUCAAUGCAUACAUCACUGCAAAGAUGAGUAAGGAGACUCCAACCGGUGUGUUUUGUGGCAAAUUUUUCAUUAUUAUUAAAUUUUGGAUGAAACUAUUACUAAAGUUUGAGCCCCAAAAAAAUUGACGUACAUCCAAAUAAAAUAUAAACUUUUUUUUUUUGACAUUCUGAUGAUAAAAUUGCUUUGUGUCGAAAUAUCGGUGUUUUUUUUUUUUUUAAGUUUCUUUAAAUUAUCCAAGCAAGUUAUAUACUGUGAUUGAUCGCCAUUAAACUAAAUUCACGAGGGUGAUUAAUCCGUUUUAAAAAAUGAAUUGUUUGAAAGCACUGCUAAAAAAUAUAUUUAGAAUUAAAUGGUGAGUGAAAUUGAUUUUUCCAAGUAUAACACUUCAGAUAGUCUUAGAACAAUGAUAUACUCUACGUUACUGCAAAUGACAUUGAUACAAAGGGUAGAUUAAAUGUUGUCGACAAUGUUUAUUCUCCAAAGAGACAGCUCCCUCUGCAGUGGACAUUUGGGUUUUGCAUAACAGGGCUAUUUGUAACUCUGACUAAAGGAAAAAAAUGUCCACUGCAUGAGGAUACUGUUUCUUCGGGUGAUAUGCGUGCAGAGGUCAGUAGAGUAGCUAAACAUUGUACUCAAGUGAGAGUACCGUUACUUUACAGCAGGGGUUUUUAAACAUUUUUUACCUUGGGGCCCAACUUUUCCACUACAGAGGCCCAGGGCUCACUCAAAAUGUAAGUCUAAAUUAGUAAUCUUACUCUUGUUUUUAAGCAUAUUCAGUUAUAAUAUCUAGCAUACUUACAGUUAAAAUUGUCAAAUAAUAUGUAAACAUGUUUUGAUAACAAAUAUUUGUAUUUAUUUAACACAUAAAUAGUCUGAUUAGAAAACUAUAUCCUGACCAAAUACACUGCAUAACAAUAGACUUGUAAAUAACAAGCAAAAAAUGAAUGAACAUACUUUUGUGCUAAAAUUAAUCAACUAAAUUAAUAAUGAGAUAAUAUAUACGUUAGGUCAGGAAAAAACACAGAGGCUAUUUCAUCUCUACUAGCCUGUUUCAACAAACCAGGUCUUCAGGGGAUUCCUGAAGAGCAGGGAAACCUGCGAAACCUACAAGCCUGUUUCGCUCUUCAGGAGUCCCCUGAAGAGCAGGGAAACCUGCAAAACAGGCAUGUAGGGAUGAUUUUCCUGACAUAACGUAUAUUCCUCUAUACCCCGGUAUUGAGCACUGUAUAACGGACAAACCACAGAAACAUUGACUAUAAUGAGAUAAUAUACGUAGUGCAAAUGUUUCUUCAAUAAACAAAUUCAGCUUUACCACUUUAGUCAUAUUGUUUGCGUCUUAAAAAACUUCUCUAUAAAUGUAGGUCCAGACUUCUUCCGUGUGUUUGAUAUUGUCAUUACUGCCACACGUGGUGGAAAAGUGUAUUACAACUGAGUACGGCUGUGGGUCAUACAGACCCCUGCUGAGAAACAGAUGGCGGCCCACUAAGGGGGUGCUUUCAGCCCAACAGUGGGCCCCGGCCCUAUGGUUAAGAAACACUGCUUUACAGUAAUGUGACUCAUAUAUCAGCAAAAAGUAGUCAUCCAAAUAACUACUUGAGUCAGAGUAGGUAGGUAUUCACUGGGAAAAAAAAACUACUCAAUUACAGAGUAACUGCUGACUAACUUUUGAUUUAUUUCAUAACUAUUUUUAAUAGUACUUACACACACCAACUUUGAUUGUAGAGAGUGUGUGUGUGUGUGUGUGUGUGUGUGUGUGUGUGUGUGUGUGUGUGUGUGUGUGUGUGUGUGUGUGUGUGUGGGUGUGUGCGUGUGUGUGUGUGCGCGUGAAAGAGAGACCCUAAUAUAGUAUUUACUACUAUAACUAACUUAACUCAAUAAAGCAAGGUAAAAGUAGUUUCUUAUUUACAAAAAAACUCAAAUAAAAGUAAAAUGUACAUAGCAUUAAAACUGCUGCCAAAUCCAAUUGAUCCAAAAAGUGGAUGUAAAUGCAACGUGUUACUACUCACCUCUGUAUAUAUGUAUAUAUAUAUAUAUAUAUGCUGUAUACACACGGUACAUAACACAGAUAUCUACCAUUACCUUAUUAGAUAUGAAUGAAUUAAAACAUUAUGGGAAUGGGUGAGCUGGAGUCUAUCCCAGUUGACUUCGGGAGAGAGGAGGGGUACACCCUGAACAGGUCGCCAGCCAACCACAGGGCAAACUUUGUGUUCUGUAAUUUAAUAAUCAAUCAAUUAAUCAAUGUUUAUUUAUAUAGCCCCAAAUCACAAAUGUCUCAAAGGACUGCACAAAUCAUUACGACUACAACAUCCUCGGAAGAACCCACAAAAGGGCAAGGAAAACUCACACCCAGUGGGCAGGGAGAAUUCACAUCCAGUGGGACGCCAGUGACGAUGCUGACUAUGAGAAACCUUGGAGAGGACCUCAGAUGUGGGCAACCCCCCCCCUCUAGGGGACCGAAAGCAAUGGAUGUCGAGCGGGUCUAACAUGAUACUGUGAAAGUUCAAUCCAUAGUGGUUCCAACAAUAAUAACAACAAUAAUAAAGGUAGUUUAUUGAGAAAAAGAUGCUACAAAUUGCCACUGUUGUGUUUUUUUGUGUUCGCGAAGAGUCAAUUGUGAUAUGCUGUGAUUGUACAGUUUUGAAGUGAAACACCAAUGUGAUGUCCUCAAAUCUAAUGCAGGAUUUCCAGAAGGUGCAAAAUCCCGUUAGCGAUAGUUGUCACGUUUUACUUCUUUCCAUUUCCACCUUUUCUGCAACGGGACUAAAACAAACAAUAUUUAACAGUUAGGACAGUGGUUCUCAAACUUUGUACCCCCUCAGAAAACAUUUGCCUCUCCAAGUGUUACCAUAAUGAUUAACAUUGAUAUACAGUAGCGCAUUAAGCGUAAAUGUUCAUUAAAGACAUAAUGGCCAAGAA